This is a messenger RNA of Drosophila serrata, 933 nucleotides long. RefSeq lists its product as uncharacterized. The record is from RefSeq and is a predicted model, not a curated record. Lineage: Eukaryota; Metazoa; Arthropoda; Insecta; Diptera; Drosophilidae.
GGACGACUGAUGGAUCCACCGGCCAGGAAUGCCAUGUGGCGUUUCGGUUACCCCAAUCCCGUCAACUACAAUGACAAUGAGCUCUUUUGCGGUGGCUAUGCGGUUCAAUGGGAGAAGAACAGUGGACGUUGUGGUGUCUGCGGAGAUGCCUACCAUGUCAAGUCACCGCGUCCCCAUGAGGCGGGUGGAGAGUAUGCCAAGGGUAUUAUCUCUAGAUAUUAUACUGCCGGACAGGAGAUCGAAGUGGAGGUGGAACUUACCGCCAAUCAUUAUGGUCGCUUUGAGAUGUUCUUGUGUCCGAAUAAUAAUCCCAGGCAUGAGGCCACUCAGGAGUGCUUCGACCGAUAUCCUCUGCCCAUAUCUGGCAGUCGGGAGCAUCGAUAUCUUAUUCCACGUGAUGCCAAGAAGAAGGAUAUCUUCAGGUAUAGAGUCCGGCUGCCGCCCUAUGUCACCUGCACACAGUGUGUCCUUCAGUGGACAUAUUACACGGCCAAUAUGUGGGGUACCUGUGCCAAUGGCACCGAGGCCGUCGGUUGCGGCAAGGCAGAAACCUUCCGAAAUUGUGCGGAUGUGGCUAUUAUCUCAAACACCGGCGGUGGUGUUCCACCGAUUUUCGUGAACAACAAGUCGCCAUAUCUUCUUUACUAUCGGGAUUAUCGGGCGCCGGAAGACAACAAUAUCUUUCCCCUUAUUGUGCGGGACCAGAAAUGCAUUGGUGCUCCAGCCUUCCGUUCAUUGCCCGGCAUCGACAACUGGUGUGAGAUCAACUGUCUCCGCUAUCCGCCCAACUGUCCGGAGGAGGCCUGCCACUGCCCACAAGAAUGCGUGGCCAUUGGCGAACUGGAGGGACAGGAGGGUGCCGAUACUUACUGCAUGGAUCAAUGCCUCAACUACGAAUCGGAGUGCCCAAGCGACAAGUGUCGCUGUUACUAG